Messenger RNA from Somion occarium, 2420 nucleotides. Lineage: Eukaryota; Fungi; Basidiomycota; Agaricomycetes; Polyporales; Cerrenaceae. The record is from the annotation of a GenBank genome assembly.
GAACGUUCUUGAACCCUCUUGCCCAUGAUCCUAUCUGUGACCGAUCCAAGGCUUUCACCACCCUUGCGCUCGAGGGUUUGGUUUGGGGCUAGACCAGGUUAGGAUGCUCAACAGUCCAGUCUAAUUGGAAUACCAGUCUCUUCUCUUAACAUCACUUUUCACCGGCACCGCUGGUGGUAGUAUUAGUUCAUGUGCCAUCGUACCCCGGGCCGCAGGUCUAGUAUCGCUGAUUCUUUGCAGAACAUGAGACGCCAUUAAGGCAUGAUGAAGCCAGCAUGGAGUUUGGCCGUGACCACCAGCCUGUGAACACGCUCGUUUCGGCGACGUGAUUCAAACCUCAGGCUGACUCGUGAGGUCGGCCGAUGAGAAGCGGAAGAAGGAAAGCUAUGUAUCACUCACAUAGAACCAACGAGGUCCUGCACGUUGUUUCCUCUCAUUCAACUUGUUUAGGCGCUCACUCGAACACCCUCGAACACCUUGAUAUGUCGUUGGACCACUUUGAUUGCAUCGUCAUCGGUUCAGGGAAUGCAGGAAGCUGCGCUGCACUGGCAGCCAAAGAUUCCGGAUGUCCUCGUGUCCUCGUUGUUGACAAAUGUCCAGCGGAAUGGGUAGGAGGUAAUGGAUACUUCACCGCAGGAGCGUACAGAACUGUUCACGAUGGUCUUCACGAUCUUCUACGCAUCGUGCACAAUGUUGCUCCUAAUUCCGACUUGGCGUCCACAAUUGACGUGGACCCAUACAGCCCUGAGGACUUUAUCGGCGAUAUCAUGCGUCUGGGCGAAGGGAAGCCGAACCCCGAGUUAGUCAAGGCUCUUGUAGAAGGGUCAAGAGAUGCCGUUCAGUGGCUCGCCGAGCGCGUCAAGGUUCCAUUUACCUUCUCUUUCAACAGGCAAGCUUAUCUUGUCAAUGGUCGUCAGAAAUUUUGGGGUGGACUGGCUCUUAGCGUUGAGGAUGGUGGCAAAGGUGUCAUUGCUGCACAUCAGAAGGCACUGAAAGAUGCAGGCGUGGAGGUGUGGUUCAAUACAACUGCUGUAGAGCUGGUGGAAGAGAAUAAUGCUGUCGCCGGGGUUAUCGUGACACAAAAUGGUGAACUGGUUACUUUGAGAGCACAAUCAGUCAUUCUAGCGACAGGUGGCUAUGAAGCUAGUCGAGAACUUCGAGGAAAGCUCUUGGGAUCUCAAUGGGAGUUAGCGAAGGUUCGUGGUACCCCCUACAAUACGGGUGACGGACUUACGCUUGCGCGUGCGAUUGGAGCAAAACUCGCAGGCGACUUCCAAGGAUGUCACUCUACAUGCUGGGAUGCAAACGCAGCCCCAGACACCGGAGAUCGUUUACUCAGUAACCAAUUCACAAAAUCUGGGUAUCCCCUCGGGCUCAUGCUCAACGCCCUUGGAGAGCGUUUCGUCGACGAGGGUGAAGAUUUCCGCAACUAUACUUACGCCAAAUUCGGGAAAGCAAUCUUGAGACAACCUGGAGGUCAUGCAUUCCAGGUUUGGGACUCGAAAGUGACGUCCUGGUUGAGGAAGGAAGAAUACGGUGAUGACAUUGUCAGGAAGAUUUGGGCAGACAGUAUUGAAGAGCUUGCCGAGAAGCUUCAUGCGGAGGGUCUGGAGGAUAAGGAGACCUUUAUAAGGACGGUCAAAUUUUAUAAUGAUGCUACCCAUGCGUUCCAAGCCAAGUAUCCCGACAAGGCAUGGGACCCUGCAGUCAAAGAUGGUCUUUCCACAAGUUCUCUCCCAUUGCCGAAGUCAAACUGGGCACUCACAAUCGAAGAACCACCUUUUCUUGCGGUCAAGGUCGCUUGCGGAAUCACUUUCACUUUCGGAGGUCUUGCGAUUGAUCCAAACACCGCUUCUGUCCUUUCGGAGCAGGGCAAGCCAGUUCCCGGGUUGUUUUGUACCGGAGAGUUGGUCGGUGGUCUGUUCCAUCACAAUUAUCCAGGAGGAAGUGGGCUCACAGCUGGUGCGGUCUUUGGGAGAAAGGCUGGUGAGGAAGCUGGAAAGACUAUAGUCCGAUCAUAAUGGGAAAUAUGAUAGUCAUGGGCGGGGCGAGGACUGUGGGGAUAUUUAUGCACGAUAUACAGGCAUGGCUUAACGAAUGAUUGUAUGAUCUUAGAGUUAUAGUGUACCCAGCUUUGACUGUGAGGCCGUCAGGAACUCGAUAUGAUGGGCAUCCCAAUGAACUCCAUAACCAUCCGAAGGUCUGGUCGGGGCCUGCGUGCUCUAAUGUGCUAUGCAAGCGUACUGACUUACAUCAGGGCCACCAUCUUAUUCAUAGCUACGUACAUGCCAGAUUAUCCUCGAUCAUUAGUAUAAUUGCAUCCCCACACACCUUGUGAAAACUUUUCAAUAUGUUCGUCCAUUGUCUAAUUAUCAUAUCCUCCAGUCAAGGGCAGGUAAAAACGCUGCGAAACUAGUGAA